This is a messenger RNA of Schistosoma turkestanicum, 2766 nucleotides long. The record is from the annotation of a GenBank genome assembly. Lineage: Eukaryota; Metazoa; Platyhelminthes; Trematoda; Strigeidida; Schistosomatidae.
CUUACUUUAAAUGAUGCGCUAGAUCAACGGGCGCGGCCUUCAAGUUAUGGGUGAUCGGCCUGCAGGUUGAGUCUACGAGACAUGUUCUGGUGUUUAAUCUAUGCAUUUUAAUAUAAAUUUGUGCACUAUUUUCCGAAAUUUCCGUUUUGUUGUUAAAUGAUGUAACUUCAGUUCGCACAAGACAAAUCUUUUGGUGUGAUCUUCUAUCCAUGUAGGUCAACAGCAACAACAGCUGCCAGUGCCUGUCCGGAUACCGUUAUCCAGUAUUCGUGCACAAUCAAGGCCCCUCGGAAAUAUUGUUCCUGCUAACGUCCCUCGGCCACCCAUGGUUAACCAGGUGUACUUACUUCCUAAAUCUGGGAUAACUAAUAAUGUCCUACCAAAUGCUCCGAGUGUGAUGCAGGUUAGGAGUUUGGCGGUUGGACAACCUGUUCUUCAACCAAAUGGUGUACUUACUACCACUCCUGUUAUGCCAAGGGUUCUCACACCUCAGUCUGGUUCCUCAACUAAAUUAGUCGGAUUUUUUAACCAGUUGCUAGAACUAUCAAAGAAUGUCUCCGUUAGCACUCAUAGUUCAGUGGUAACGCUAAUUCAAGCACUAGUGAAUGGAGAACUUGAUGCAAGCUCGUUCAGUGCACAGCUACGUAGUAAUCUUAAAAGUGCCAAUCCUGGUAUGGACCUCGCUCCAUUCAUAAAAGACAACAUAGAUUUACUAAGAAGAGAUCUGGCUAAUGGUGUAUGUCGUCUCCCAAACAUACAACCUCCCCCCAAAGAUGUCUUCACAGGUGUACCCACAGCAGUCCCUGUCUCAAUUGUAACUACAUUAUCUACACUUCAGGCUCGUUCUAAUGCCGCAGUUUCUACAACCCUAGUUUCUUCGACACUACCUGCUGGUCCUCGUAUUACUCUUCCAACGAAUACAACGUCUCGUAUAGUAGGCACACUCAUGUCAACAGUUUCUUCACCAGUCAUUCCAACUAGUCCUGUUACUGUUCCAGCACCUCGUACACAACCUCCGCUAUUGGCUCCUGCCCCUCCCCGGACGUGUAUUACAUCUGCCGUAAACUUUGAUGCAUCUCCAAGUUCUAACACCGGUGCAAAAUAUCGUCUAGCUCAGUCUUUUGGUGGUGUAUCGUCUUCAACGUCUGUUCUAUCCAGUCCAACUGCUACUACAGUGGUUUCGACACGUUUCACAUCAACUGUUAACGGCACGCGUCCGAGCUACCAAAACCUGCGACCAAUUAUUGCUUCCUCAUCCACUUCUGCAACAUUGGGUAUCAAUCUGGCAUCUAUAAAAUCAGUUGCUGGUGUUCCUGCAUCUGUAUCUCCUUUAAUUCGUGCUAAGUCCGGAUAUGCUAAUACCUAUUCUUCUGGAAUUCUACCCGCUGUUCAAAAUAAAGUGGGUUCCAACCUCUUACCCUUGAGUGGAUCUACGGUAUUAUUAGAAGGUGCAGACCGGAAACAGAAUGAUCUCCCGUUCUUGAACGAAGAUAUCCGUCACGCUCCUAUUUCACCUACACGCGACAAUCCAUUUUUCCCGGCAGAAAAAGUUAAGGAGAUAUUAGAAGCCCAUGGCAUCAAAACACUAACAGAAGAAUCUAUCGUAUGUCUUGCUCACGGUUUGCAAAUAUUCAUCAAAAACCUGUUAUCUAAGCUAAGGAUUGUAGUAUCACAUCGUCUCGAUCGUUUAGGAGAGGAUUCUCGUUUGGUUCAGACGGACCACACACGUGAACAGUUGAGGUUUCUUCAGAAGUUGGAUGAACAUGAUCGAAUAAGGCAAUCAGAAUUAGAAAAGGAUCUCAUUUUAAAGGCUGCAAAAUCGCGUUCUCGAAAUGAAGAUCCUCAUCAAAUGCAGAUGAGGGAAAUGGCUCGGAGGAUAGCAUCUGAAGAUUAUGAACGUGAAAAGCAACAUCAAGCUAAUCUUACAGCUCUUUACGCUAUUGGUCCACAACGCAAGCGUCGCCUAGAUAAUUUAGAUGAAAUGGGCAACCCCAUUCCAACAGAUAUUUUGGGAGCCUCUCUUGGAACAAGAGAUGGUGUCGCAAAUUUGGUGAGCGCCCUACCUACUGCUACUGCUAAUCGCCUUUCUAUUGUCAGUGCCAGUCGACUAGGGUUAGUAACAUCAGGAUCUAGCUUACCACAACUCGGUUUAGAAGCUUCAUCGGCAAAUUCGAAUUCCUCGGUCCCUGGUGUCAGUUUGACUGGUGAUACCACGUCAAGCACAUCUGGGUUUUCACUCGCACUCAGCCUCAGGGCACAUCGUGCAACUCUGAGAGACAUACAGGUAAUACUAUCCCGCACAUCAAGACUUCGCCGUACACGUACGUACUACAGGACGUAUUGGCGCUCUCAGCCUUAAAAAUCUUUUCUUUAUUUCUGAUUUUUGUUUUUGCAACAAUUUGAUUUCUGAUUGUAAUAUUAUUUAGUUAACUUUUUAAAAAUCUUUUAUGUUCUCUACCUAACUUGUAUUAUAAAAUCUUUGUACGUUAUAAUUGCUUUUGCAGAAGCCUACUCUGCUAGAAGUCUGGGUUUACAUGUAUAUAUAUAUGUAUGUUUAUGUACUUACUUUCGUAAUAUUCCUACCGCUGUAUGAAAUGUGAUGCUAGCUUCAGAUUCUUUUUCCCUAUUAAAUUUGAGAUUUCAUAUAUUUUUCCAUACCAUCUGUACAUUUACCAAUUUUCAUGUAUAAUUUGUUUACUGUACAUAAUUUUCGAUUAUCGUUUCCAGAAAACAAUAAUCCUAUAUUAUUUCUUUAGUAUUCUACAA